Molecule: messenger RNA, 5400 nt
Organism: Rangifer tarandus platyrhynchus (Svalbard reindeer)
Lineage: Eukaryota; Metazoa; Chordata; Mammalia; Artiodactyla; Cervidae
Source: the annotation of a GenBank genome assembly
AUGUUACUGACGCCUGAAAAGGUGGCAGACAUGGCCCUGAAUCCCUUUCGGAAAACAAUUCCCUCCGACAGUGUAACUGGGGAUCUUGUGGAGAAAGUGCAUAACAACAACAGGAUCAACACUUCGGAGGCCAUUGCUAAGGUGGAGUCCACGGUGCUGAACGUUUUCCAGGGCAUGACCGCCUUCUAUCCUCACCAAGGAGCUGGCGGUCCUCCUUGGUGUCCGUCCUCCCCCAUGUCCGCCUCCCUCCCUGCCACCAUCGCCCUUGCCCAGAAGGUGAAGAUUCUCCCCUUGCGGAGCAUCCCAGGGACAUGGACCUGCGUGCUUCUCUUUGGCUUCGCCCUCCAGAACGCCAUGUGCCUGAGCGGGGAGAAUCCUCCGGACUGUGGGAACCAGAUGCCUUGUGCAGAAGAGCCGGACCCACCGGGGUGCCCAGAGGGCGGACUCUGUCCUGAUUCUCCACCUGCCCCCUGUCCCCCUGGAACGUUCUUUUCUGGAGCGAGUCCCCACAAUGCCUCCUUCUGCCACCUCUGCCCUCGGGGAUUCUUCAACCCCUGGCCUGGCCAGGAUGCCUGCUUCCCCUGUGGCUCAGAGGCCACCCAGCCGGAGGAGGGCAAGGACACGUGUGCAUGCCUGGGGUCUGGCCGAGUGUUCCAGCCCAGCGACGGGCAGUGCCCCUGCCUCCCGGGCUACCACGAUGUUGGAGAGCCAAGAGGCUGUGUCCAGGGGGGGUACAAGACCUGCAAGCCUGGGGCCGCCCGGAACCAGGAGGGGCUCUGUCUGACCAAGGAUCAGUGGAACGACCACUGUGCCCAUGAGGUUUGUGCCGCUCCAGAGGAUGCACGUGGCUAUGACCCAGGCCUGGGGCUCUGUCUGUGCUGGGGACCUCACUCAAGUGAGAUGUGCAGUCCCCUGUGCCCCAAGAGACAGAGACAGGUCCUGCAGCUCAGCUGCCCCGAGGGCAACCCACAGAUUUCCAUCACUGAAGACACGGGAAGCCAGGUGUUUUUCCUUCCAGACGGGCCUUCCUCACCCCGUGCUGUGGGCCACCCCUGCCACUUGGACCAAAGGCAGAAUCCUGUCCCUCUGUACGUGGUCAGGGUGGACGGGAUCGGCUUCCUGGGCCUGACCAGACCUGGUGUGGAACUACUGCACUCUCUCAGCCUGCCCCUCGGGGACCUGGGGCUCCCGGGCCAGGAGGCAGGAAAGGGAAGGAAUGCACACCUGAGCUCUCCUUCAUCCCUAAGCCUCAACUCCUCGCACCCUGGGAAUCUGUCAUCCCCAGAGGCGGGCAUCCGAAACCCCACAGUCUGCCUCCAAACCAUGGACACACUGGCCUUCCUGGUGACCCGUGAGCAUUACCCUGAGUACGACCUGAGCCACUUCUACAACACGCCGGGGCAAUUUGACUGGGGGCGCUUUCGGGCCCUGGCUGAGGAGUCCCAGCUCCAAGAUCAAAGCCCCCACCUCUUUCUGCAGCAGUUCCAGGAGCCUGGGGUCUAUGUCUUUCGUCUGAACAGCAACUGGCAUCGGAAGAUGUACAUCCGCACCCUCCCACCAGGUGGCCAGUGCUUUGGGGAAGGGCCCUUUGUCCCCACAACUCCCAGGUACCUCAUCCAAACCGGUAUUGCCAAGAUCCCCAGGCCACUGAAGAGGCCCAACUGGCCAGCAGUCCUGGGGGAGAUUGUCCUGCUCCUGGGACUCUGCCUGCUUCUGUUGAUUCAGUGUCACGGCCUGAGCUGGGCCCGGAAGGCUGCUCCCCAGCCCACCUUCAGGAAGCAUCAGCAGGGCUACAACCUGGAUGCCUACACUUCCCCAAGAACCAGGAUAACAUCAGUGAGGAGAGGCCAACCACACCAAGAUUCUGAUGACCCCAGGGUUGAGGGAGGUCACGGUGGGAGCUGGGAGGCCAAAGAGCAGGUGGAUCUGGAGGGGUUUGACACAGAAACCUUCUUCAAGAUCCUGCUCAGGCAGUGUCUGUCAGUGACGACCAAACUCAGCCAGACCAAGGCGGAGCUCAGACUCCUCUGCCUCAAACUGGGGAGCGAAGCGCGGCGUCUCCAGCAGCUGUGGGGUCCUGAGCGUCGCGCCGCAGCCUCCGAGGGCCAGCUUCUGGGGAGCCCCCAGAGAGAGCGACAACAGGAUGCAGAGGCAGCCGCCAGGGCCGCGGAGGAGGAGGCCAGGCGGAGGGGGCGCCUGGCAGGCGAGUACGCAGCAUGCCUCCGUCACCAACUGGUACUCCUUCGCCAAGACCUCCGUGCGAGGCAGGAGCAGUGGGGCUCCUUCUGCUCGGCGCUGAUGGCCGCUCGGCGGCUGCUGAAGGCACGUUCAGGCUCCAUGCCCGCGAAGUCCUCCCAGGCUGGGCAGAACCCAGAAGGGGAAGUGCCCCAGCUGGCCGCUCUUCUGGGCCGCCUGUCCCAGGUCGUGCUGCAGGAGGGCCACCGCUUGAAAGCCUGGGGCGUCCUGGGCACAGGUACUGGGGCGGAGCUGCUGCGGCCAGCCUCAGCAAGCCCUCCGGGAGGCGCCAAAAGCAUCAGCGUGCAUCCUGUCACCAAGUUAAUGGUCCCUGGCCCAGACUGUGUGAUGCUUCCAGCCAGUGGCCAGGCAGGGCCCAUACCACCAGGCUACUUCAUCCACCCUGACACGGGACGGGUGCUACCCGAGGCUGGAAAUCUGGGUUAUGAUGUGCAGGAAGCGACCCUGGUGCCCACAACUGACCGCAGUUCUGGUGGCGUCCGAACCUCAGAAGCUGCCAUCCUCCCCUACGUGCCCCACCCACCCUGUCUUGCCACAGGCUCCCUGCCAGCCAUCCGCCUGCCUGUCCUGCAGCUGAGACGGACGUCACAGUCAGGGGCUCUCAUGACGGACCCCAUAACGGGCAUCGAGGUGCCCGUGCUGGCUGUGACUCUGCACCCACAAACGAGGCAGUGGCUCACUCUUGGGGGGACGUACCGCAAUCCGCUUACCCAGACUCUGGCCCCUUUGGAGCUGGGGGGCCCCAUGGAGGAUCCGGUCACAGGAGGCAUCUCGCCGAUCCUGGGAGUCGGGUUGGAUGAAAACACAGGUCAGGUGCUUGCACUGGGAGGACUGCGAGAUGCCUCGGGGAACCUCCUGCUGCCUGGUGACAGCUUUGUGGAGCCACUGAGCAGGAAGCCAGUCCGGCUCCAGGGGGCUUCCCGACAGGAGGGCCGGACUGUGCCCCAUACAGGAGGGCCCCAGGACCUGCUGGACGCCAACGUGCUGGCAGCCCAGAGACGAGUGAUUGCAGUGCUCCGGAGCUUCCAGGAGAUGCCAGGGCCGAGGGGACAGGGGCUCCUGGAGGCUGCCAUCAAGGACAUGAGACAGGCGCUGGCCCUGAGCCUGCACCACCUCCUGCAGCAGGCCUGGCGGCUACAGAGACAGCAAAAAGCAGCGGAGAACCUGGAGGCCAGCGGCGGCAGGAUAGGGGCGAUGCGCUAUCUGGGGACAGCGCUGUGGGUCCCGGCCCUGUAUGGGAUGGAGAUCCUAGACCCUGCGGGCUCAGGGCUCAUGGUGCCCGUCCUGGGCAUGGAGAGUGACGGGGAUGCUGGCCAUGCCACACCUGUGGCAGGUUCGAUGGAAGAUGCAGAUGGAAAAGGUCUGGUCCCAAUUGCAAUUGGGGCACAAGCCAUAGACCCCUUGACUGGGGAACCUGGUCCCGUCAUUGGCGCUCAAACGGACCCUUUCACCGGGGUUGUGGUGCCCAUUGUCCAAGUGCUGGAGGCCUUACCCCGGGGAGUGAGAGACCCUGGUCUGCUGGACACCCUGGAGAAGGAGCUGAGAGCGCGGGAGCAGUACUGGAGCUGCCAGGAGCAGGAAGAGGUUCGGCUGGCGGAAGAGCUGGGCGCCGCAAGCCCGGGACUGCUCUCCACACCCGGCGAAAUCCCGGGGCUGCAGCUGAGGGCCGCUGAGGAGGCCUGCAGAGCCCUGGAGGCCCGCUGCCUGCAGGAGACCCAGAGGAGAGCCGGAGCCCUGAGCGGCCAGAGCAGCCAGAGAGAGCGGGACCUGCUCGCUCAAGCAGACAGAGAGGAGUGGGCGCAGGAGGCGCAGGUGGUGCUGAGCCUGCAGCAAGUCCUGCAGAGUUUAGGGCAGGCCGAGGAAAAGCUCAGGCAAGCGGUAGGCCGGCUGCGGGGCCAGGAGGCGGAGAUGCGGCUACAGUGCAGCAAGGGUCAGAGCCCACAGGUCUGGAGCCGCUCCAGGAAGGUGGUCCAGCAUCUCUCCAAUGAGCUUCAGGAGGUGGUGAGGGAGAGGCAGAGCACCCUGGAUAGGGCCCUUGGUCAGCUGCAGUACCAGCGGGAGCUGAGCCGCCUCCAACUCUUGCACAUCCAGAUUGUUGCCUCGGGGACCCCUGUGUGUUUGGAGAAUUACCCUGCAGACAGGUUUUAUGGAACCAUCACCACUUCUCCCAGGGACCAGGCUGCUGCCUGCCCCCUGUUGAUUCCUUUCCUGAAGAGCCUCACUGGAGCACUAAUGGGAGAUCAAGGCCACGGCCUAGGACUGGAGGAUGGGGGACCAGGAACAGAUGCAGAUAAAGUUGACAUCCCGUGGACCUCACCACUCUUCUCUGCCCUGAGGAAAGUAGACAUCAGGUCCCAAGCUCUCAGGGAUGAAGCUGAACUGCAAGGACAGGCGCAUCACAAGCCAGCCCUCAAAAGCUCUUUGCAAGAUCUCUCCAAACCUCAGAUAAUGCAGAAGGAAGAGCUGAUAACUGUGCCAUCCACAGACCUCUCUGCCAGGGAGUUCGUGGUUUACCAGCAUGGCCUCUCCAUCCUACGCCUCCUCACCCCCCAGCUUCAGGCUCCAGAAAUCACCCUGCAGAUUACUUCUCGUCUUCCUGCCAUGGAAGCCUCAGACAAUGCCUUCCAAGGUUCCUUCUUCUAUCAGAGAGCUGAAAACACACUGUUUGUUAGGAGAGAGUGUUUGGCAUCGGUGGGAAGUUUUGUUCUGCUGUUGAUCCACUGCCUGGCCCACGUUGCUGCCGAUGACCUCCACCAGGACUCCAACCCUGCCUUUCUGAGGUCAUUUUAUAAGGGGCUGCAGGCCUAUUUCAGGGAAGCAUUCUCUAUCACUCUACAAAUGUCGACAGUUUCCCAGGACAAUAAACUUGGCCAAAACAUAAGUGCUCUUCUGCUGGGAGAGCAGCCCGUCUCUGAAAGAGGAAGAGACCUUCUCUCUAAACUCAUCAUAAGAAAGCAUGAGUCCCACUUGGAGCCAGAGUCGUCGGAGGAGUAUAUUAAGAAAAACAAAGAUCUUCUCCUUUUUACCAACAUGGAACACUUCCUAAAAAGCAUCCUUGCUUCAGAGCAAAAACUCCCAAAAGAAACAAGAGAUCAGCUUGGGGAUGAAGAUAAGGUGAGAUGUUCGGAUGAGCUACAGCAUUGA